AUGCUUAAUGGUAAUAAUUUUUCUAACUGGAAAGAAAAUUUACUUUUUACAUUGGGGUGUUUGGAGCUUGUCUUGGCGGUCCUUGUGGACGAACCACCUGCCCUCACAGAGAAAAGUACGCCACAAGAGAUUGCUAAACAUGAACGGUGGGAGCAAUCUAAUCGCUUAAGUCUAAUGUUCACGAAAUCUCAUGCCUCUAUGGGCAUUAGGGGUUUCAUCCCUGAAUGCACUAAGGCUAAGGCAUUCAUUAAGGCCGUUGAGGAACAAUUUGUGAGUUCCAACAAGGCCUUAGCCAGCACCCUAAUGAAGAAGCUCUCAAGCAAGUCCUUUGACAAUUCCAGAAAUAUGCGAGAGCACAUUAUGGAAAUAAGAGACAUGGCAGCUCAACUCAAGUCCCUAGAGGUUGAUAUAUCUAAGUAA
Molecule: messenger RNA, 420 nt
Organism: Corylus avellana
Lineage: Eukaryota; Viridiplantae; Streptophyta; Magnoliopsida; Fagales; Betulaceae
Source: RefSeq, a predicted model, not a curated record